Molecule: messenger RNA, 4794 nt
Organism: Ceratitis capitata (Mediterranean fruit fly)
Lineage: Eukaryota; Metazoa; Arthropoda; Insecta; Diptera; Tephritidae
Gene: Rich
Product: guanine nucleotide exchange factor subunit Rich
Exons: 3
Coding region: 123-4550 (1475 amino acids)
Biological process (GO): regulation of GTPase activity; intracellular protein transport; retrograde transport, endosome to Golgi
Cellular component (GO): Golgi membrane; Ric1-Rgp1 guanyl-nucleotide exchange factor complex; cytosol
Molecular function (GO): protein binding
Source: RefSeq, a predicted model, not a curated record
UUUUUUUUAAUUGUACAUGUAUAGUUGCAGGAAAGUGAUGUCAAAAAAUUAUUGUUUUGUAAAAAUAGUCCAAAGUAUUUGCAAGUACUUAAAAUUAAAAUAACUUAUGAAUAAAAGUAAUCAUGUAUUUCACUGUCGGUUGGCCAAAAGUGCUUAGCCUGGAUUUUCCAGGUGAAAAUUCGUCGAUUAAUCACAUUUGUUGUGAUGCUGUUAAAAUAUUGGUUGCAGCAAUUGGUGACAAUUUUAUUGGCAUUUGGUAUGCGAACCCUUUAAUUCCAAUUGUGUUUUAUCGACGUAAUGAAGAAUCCAUUGCUCAAGUGGGUACAAAUAAAACUAUUAUUUGGAAGCCAGAUUCUCGACAAUUAGCUAUCCUUACUAGUUUGGGAGUACUCAUUUUAUACCACAUUGAAUUUGAUGCUGAUGGAAAUGGAAUCCUAGCUCAGAUAGAUCCGCCAACUUCAAAUUUGAAAAGGGAUUCGGCGGAGCUUUUCAUAAAAGAAAACAUUCCAAAGCUUAGUCUGCGAGAACAGAGUUCUAUUAAAUUAGAUGCGCCGAUCACAACAAUUUGCUGCAUCAGCCUUACAGAAUUAUUGAUUGCAACAGAUCAAUGUGACCUUUUACGCGUUCAAUGGACUGAUUUGGAUGCAGAUACGGUUGGCGAAAGUGGAGAACUAGCUUUAGCACUUCAUGCGUCUAUUAACCUACGCAAUAUUCCCUUCUACGUUAAUAGGAAUUGUAAUUUAAAAAGCAUUCCUCCACUUGGUGAUAAUUCGUAUGUAGCUGCCCUGGAAUAUUCUCCAUUUAUUGGAGGUUGCGCUGCGAUUUUCAGCGAUAACCGUGCAGCCUUUUUGAUCGCAAUGCAUUUGCGUUUCGAACCACAAAACAUGCAUGGAUUCUGGGUUCCGGACGUUGAAGAUGCUACAGUUUGUAGUGUCAAUCACAAAUUUCGGUUAUUGGCUUACGGACGAAAAAACUCGGAUGUGGUUGUCUAUGCCAUUGAAGAUACAACCGGUGGUUUAGAAUUCUCUCAUAGAUUAUCUCUAAAUUCAAGUGUUAUACCAGGAUCUUUGGGUGAAGUGCGCGAAUUAAAAUGGAGUCCUGAUGGCUGUGUACUAGUCGUUGCAUGGGAAAAAGGAGGAAUAUCUUUGUGGAGUACUUUUGGAUCUUUGUUAAUGUCAUCACUAAGCUGGGAUUUUGGAUUGCAUGUCGAUUUAAUGCAUCACAAUCCCUUACAGGUCGGAAAGCUAGAAUGGUCCACUGAAGGAUACCACCUGUUUAUGACAUGCAAAAAGAAAUUAGGAGAAUCAUGUACUGAAAAUAAUAAUGAUAUUUACAAAGUUUUACAACUAAAUUUUGUUAAAAGUACACUGUCUAUGAAUCCCUGCAUGGCUUCACAUUCGCAUCUUCUUUUACAAGGGGAUGACACAUUAUAUAUUAAUCAAGGAGAUAAUCUCGAAAAAAUUUAUUUUGGCAACAAAUUUUCGUUCCCCAACAAUAGCUCAGAAGCAACAAAAGUUGAUUGCAACCUAGAUGAUAGUAUUGAUGUAAAAAAAUCUGUCGACAUUUCAAGCAUUCUCUCAGAAAGCAAGCUAUGGAACAUGAUACAACUUCCUUUGACUUACGCAUCAAGUAAUUGGCCCGUCCGAUAUUCAGCAAUUAAUGCGGAGGGCACCCAUUUGGCAGUCGCUGGCAGAACCGGAUUAGCGCAUUACUCUAUGCUAACUAAAAAAUGGAAACUAUUUGGCAAUGAGUCACAAGAAAAAGAUUUCGUUGUUUCAGGAGGAUUAAUUUGGUGGAAAGGUUUUAUUGUAAUGGGAUGUUAUUCUUUGCUGGAUCGCACCGAUGAAAUACGUUGCUAUCCAGAAGAAUGUAAAUUAGAUAAUCAAUAUGGCAAUAAGAUUCAAGUUCGCGCCCCUGUUAUCUCACUUAACAUGUUUCGAGAUCAGCUAAUCGCACUAACUGCUGAUGGUAUUGUCAGCCUCUUUGAGUUAAAAAAACUCGACGCCUAUUCAUUAAGUGUCAACUGCGCCUAUGAAGUAGAUGUGAAAAGCAUUUGCAUACAUCCCGCAUGCAUCGUUUCGCUCACUGUUACAAAUCUCCGAAAUGAUUUAACUGCGAAGACAGCAUCCACUUCAAGCGAUACCGCCGAGACUAUAAUUGUUAAUGUUUGUGGUCGAAUUUUAAUGAUACAACGUGAUUCCCGCAACAGUGUUAUAAAUUCAUUGAUGGCUUCGUGUCUGGCGUCUUGCGUUGAGUGCUUUUGGCUCUCUAAUGCUUUGGAAAAGAGUCCGAUGCGGGAUUGCUUAUGGCUGUAUUCUGGUGCGCAUGGCAUGCGGGUAUGGCUGCCUAUUUUGCCGCCUUCAAAUGAGAAAAUACACGAAGCGCCGCACCGUUUACAUACGUUCAUGUCGAAGCGAAUUAUGCUAUCCUUCCCGCUGAAGUUAUAUCCAUUGGUAAUCUUGUUUGAUAAUGUGAUUGUAUUGGGUGUUGAGAACGAAACCACGCUAUAUACUAGUGAAGCGAGCUCACAUUUUGCACUACCAUUUUGUUUGUUGGAGCGUAAAUCCCAAGUAUAUCUACAUAAAAUACUGCGCCAGCUUAUCAAGAGGAAUCUUGGCUAUAGUGCUUGGGAAAUAGCGAAAUCAUGUCGGUCUUUGCCUUAUUUUCCGCAUUCUCUUGAAUUGUUACUACAUGAAGUACUCGAGGAAGAAGCAUUGAGCAAAGAUCCAAUUCCAGAUGCUUUAUUGCCCAGUAUUCUUGACUUUAUACGCGAAUUUCCUGUGUACCUUCAAACAAUUGUUCAAUGUGCCAGAAAAACCGAAAUUGCGUUGUGGCCAUAUUUGUUCUCAAUGGCCGGCAAACCGAAGGACUUAUUUCAACAGUGUCUGCAAUCAGAGGAGUUGGAAACUGCCGCUAGUUUUUUGAUUAUUCUUCAAAACUUGGAGCCUUCGAUUAUUAGCAAGCAAUAUGCUACACUGUUACUGGAUAUCGCAUUACAAAACCGUAAAUGGGAACUUGCAAAGGAUUUAAUACGUUUCCUCAAAGCUAUCGAUCCCAAUGAAAUAGAUUCACCACGCUCUUCUAUGGUGGUAAACAUGAAGAUCGCACCACCUUCACAAACACAAUCACAAGUCAAUCAAAACGCCGAAGUUUUCAACAUGAUACUAGGACCUAUUGCACGGGAGCGUAGCUUCUCAACAACCGUUACCUCAAAUUUGCCGAAAGAGAAAAAAGAUAAACAAACUCUCCCAACAAAUUCAUUAAACUCCAAUACAUCGACCUUAACUGGAGCUCUAAAUGAGACAUCAGCGUCAUCUCUUCCAAGUAACGGCGGAGCUGCGGUGGUGCGUCGCAAAAUGGAGCGGAGUAAUUCCACGAGGGAUCGCAAAGAAAUAUUUUGUAUUGAAACCAUACUCCAAAAUCAUGCUCGAAAGUUACUGCAAAACCACAAGUUAAUCGAAUUGGGUUAUAUGAGUGCGUUUCUUGAUUUUCAUUUGGUAACGUGGUUGUCGCAAGAAAUAGAUCGCUCGGCGAAACUUGAUGACUACGUUGAAGCACUCAACUGUCUGCAUGAGGAACUCAAACUACCGCCGGCACUUUUGCAUACCACAUCAGAGGAUACUGAACUGUCGUUAGGGACAGACUAUACACAAUUGAAAAAACACUUUGCGAUAGACAACCAGCAUUCCCUUUUGCUGCGCCCCUCUAGUCAUACUUCGGAGUCGGGCUACUUCAGUUUGGCUCUAAUGGAUACGCCAACAAGUAUGAACAAUGGGAACACGAUACAAAACAACAUUACGGCUAUUAAGGAGCAUGAGGAGCUUCGAUAUAAAAGUGCACAGAUGAAUGAAUUUGUAAAGUCAAGAUCGAAUUCUCAAAUCUCAUUCGAUCAUAUCCGAUGCCGUCCAUCUAUUGCUUUGCAGGAUGAAGUGCCAAACAUAUAUUCGGUAAAUUUUGAUAACGCGUCAACAAAUGAGAAUAACUUGAGGAUAUUACCAGAAAAAUUGAGUAUUAAAAUUCGGUAUUUGCUUCAAUUGUUCAUUGAGGCGAACUGCAUUGACUAUGCUUUGGUGCUUUCGAUCUUGCUUCAUGACGCGGCAUCUGUUGGCCGAAUUGUCAACGUAAUGAUUCGUUCGGAGUCGGUUGCGAUUUGUCAAAGAAUAGAUGCGGCGCUGAAACGUUUGACACAGUGGUCUUUUGACAGAGACUCUAUAUACCGCCCAUUUAUGAUAUCGCUGCAGCCGCAUAUAUAUCAUCUCGACCAAUAUAUUAUAUCAGCGGCCAUUAAAUUCCCAAUGCAUCACAAUGUUGAGGACACUGACUUAUCUUUGGGAGUUCUACCCGAAAACAAAGUGGAUGGCUCAAAUAAUAUGGCUCAAACGACGCAUACCGGCAAUAUCAGCUCGGAUUGGGGCUUGGAAAACCAAGCUUCUGAAGGUUCUGCUAUUGAUCCUGGUGAUGCAUCAAAUAAAGCAGGCAAUAGUAACUUCAGGCGGUUGUCCAGAGAACAAUCAGGACGUACUGAAGCAGGUGCAUGCCGGAUUAUGUAAUUAAAGAAUGCAUUCCCAAAAAGUGUCAAUUACAUGCAAACACAGAUACAUAUGAUUCAUACUCACUCAUAUUAUUUUUAAACGAACAUCCGUACAUAGAUAGAUGUUCGUGUGUUUAAAGUUGAAUUUGAAAGCAAUAUAUGCAAAUAUUUCAUUAUUUACAAUUAUUUAGGAAAAUUUAAUAAAAAAAAAAUACUAACGAUAACCGUUAAAUAUUAGAUAUAUACUUUUUAUUAAUAAAAUA